AUGGAUUCCAUGAUAACUGCUCAAUACUUCAUCAAACAGAGCCAGUUCCGACAUCAUUACACAGUCACCCUCCCUGGCAACAGGCAACUCUACCAUGUGCAGAAUUCUGGGUUCACACCAGGCAAGCCAGAUUUAACCUUCCACAAAAGUACGGACACCAGUGGCCCCAUCGCGGGGGUUGUCAAAUUCCGACAUUUCUCCAGUGAUGCAGAGAUCGGCCUUGGCGACCCAAAACAACCCAAGGUCAAGGAAAUCCUGCACAAAGAGGGCUUUUUCAAGAAAGCGCAUUGGUUCCGCAUGACGGCUAAAGACGGAGCACAGACUUUCACUUGGAAACGCACUCAUUCUCUUGGCCGUGGGUCUGAAUGGUACAAACUUGUUGAGGAGAGUACUCAGUCUGUUGUGGCUGUCCUCUCGGCGGGCUCUCUGGUCAAAGGGAAUGGGAAUAUUGAUAUUUAUGUCCCCCUGGGUGAGCAGUUUUACCAGAUGACGCUUUUUACUGGGAUUGCGGUGGUCGAGAAGUCAAGGAGACAGAGAAGUUCCGCAGCUGGAGCUGGUGGAGGUGGAGGUGGAGGAUGUUAG
Penicillium canescens is the source of this 582-nucleotide messenger RNA. RefSeq lists its product as uncharacterized. The record is from RefSeq and is a predicted model, not a curated record. NCBI's taxonomy places the organism in Eukaryota, Fungi, Ascomycota, Eurotiomycetes, Eurotiales, Aspergillaceae. The coding region runs from base 1 to 582 and encodes 193 amino acids. The transcript has a single exon.